Messenger RNA from Fusarium falciforme, 975 nucleotides. RefSeq names its product NADH-cytochrome b5 reductase. The record is from RefSeq and is a predicted model, not a curated record. Gene Ontology annotation, molecular function: cytochrome-b5 reductase activity, acting on NAD(P)H. NCBI's taxonomy places the organism in Eukaryota, Fungi, Ascomycota, Sordariomycetes, Hypocreales, Nectriaceae. The coding region runs from base 1 to 975 and encodes 324 amino acids. Gene Ontology annotation, biological process: ergosterol biosynthetic process. The transcript is spliced from 3 exons.
AUGUUUGCUAGAUCUGCAUUUCGCGCGGCUCAGUCGCUCAAGAGAACCUAUUCUACGGAGACGGGCGGUGUGGGCGGCUCCACCGCUCUGCUUCACGCGGCUGGCGCUGUUGGCAUCGCCGGCAGUGUCUACUGGUACUUCGGUGGUGUCUCCGCGCCCGCUACCGCCGCGGUUAUCAGAAAGGUGCCUGAGUCCCAAAAGGCAUUUACAGGGGGCGACCAGGGCUUCCUCUCUCUCCAACUCGCCGACGUCGAAACAGUCAACCACAACACUAAGCGCCUUCGCUUCAAGCUCCCCGAGCCCGACCAGGUCUCUGGUCUGACGGUCGCGAGUGCUAUCCUCGCUAAAUAUGAGGCUCCUGAGGACAAGAGACCUAUCCUACGACCUUAUACUCCUAUCGAAGAGGGCGAGGAGGGCUUUCUUAACCUCCUUGUUAAGAAAUACCCUGGUGGCCUCAUGAGUACCCAUAUCCACAACCUAGUCCCAGGUCAGCAUCUCGACAUCAUGGGUCCCCUCCCUAAGUACUCAUGGAACGAGAAUAAGCAUGAGCACAUCGCCCUCAUUGGUGGCGGUACUGGCAUUACUCCUUUAUACAUGCUUGCCCGGGCCAUCUUCAGUAACCCAAAUGAAAGAACCAAGGUCACCCUUAUCCUUGGGAAUGUCACAGAGGAGGAUAUCCUCCUUAAGGAGAAGCUCGACCAGCUCGAAAAGACCUACCCCGAACGCUUCCGCGCUUUCCAUGUUCUGAGUCAGCCCUCUAAAGACUGGACUGGAGGUAAAGGCCGUAUUUCUAAGGAUCUCCUUCAGACCACCCUUCCUAAUCCCAAGAGCGAGAAUAUCAAGCUCUUCGUCUGUGGCCCUCCAGGUCUCAUGAAGGCUAUUUCCGGUGACAUGGCUAACCCUGUAGAGCAGGGUGAGCUAUCAGGUGUCCUUCACGAGCUCGGAUAUACCAAGAAUCAAGUGCACAAGUUCUGA